Molecule: messenger RNA, 1426 nt
Organism: Trichobilharzia szidati
Lineage: Eukaryota; Metazoa; Platyhelminthes; Trematoda; Strigeidida; Schistosomatidae
Source: the annotation of a GenBank genome assembly
GGUGAGAGAAAACACGUUUGUGUGAUUUGGAAUAUAUUUUAGGCAGUACACGUAUGAUGCAGUGGUCAGAGUUCAGUACAGGAGCACGUUUGCGAGCUUCAUAUAUACCAACAUCAUUGAUGAAUACUAGAUCUAGUGUUUUUUCGAGACGGGUAGCAAAGUUAACAAUAUUGUCAAGGCAUACAAACAAAUCGAUGGUGUUGCGAUGGGUAGCCCUCUUCGGCCCCUGUUAGCAGAUAUUUUUAUGUCGAAUUUGGAGAGACAAAUGCAAGGUAUGCUUGGAAAAUUUAUGCUAUAUAAACGUUAUGUAGAUGAUACUCUUAUUAUUGGUAAUAAUAGUAAAUCUAUUGAAAACUUUAUUACCCUAUUUAAUCAUAUUCAUCCAAAUAUCCGAGUGACUUCCGAACUAGAAUCGAAUAACAAACUCGGUUUCCUGGAUAUUACUAUGACUAAGAGAGAUGAUGGAACUAUUCAACGAUCUAUUUUUCGUAAACAGACAUGGAGUGGACAAUAUCUUCAUUUUACCAGUUUUGUUCCUAUCCAGUAUAAACGUUCCCAAGUGAAAUGUUUGUUCUCAAGGGCCCGAAAAAUAUGCACGAGUGACACAUUGAUGGAUGAGUUUCGAAAUAUACAUUCAGUUUUAUUAGCUAAUGGUUAUCCAGAAAAGUUUAUCAUUUGUCACAGUAAAGAAAAACCACAUCUCGAAAAGACAGCUUCUGUACCAAAGAAAGCUAUCUUUAUUAACCUACCAUUCAAGGGCGACCAGAUUAUGCAGUUGACAGCUCAAAGACUUCGGUCAGCCAUCAAACGCACAUUCUACGCCGCAUCUCUUUUUCUCACUUGCCGAACACUUUCGAUCCCUGUACCUACGAUUAAAGGAAGAAAUUCUGUGGACUCUACUUCAAACUGUAUCUACAAGUUCACCUGCAGCUGCGGUGACACCUAUAUAGGCAGAACCAACAGAAUGUUCCAAUGUCGUCGAAAAGAACAUAUUCGAAAAUGGCUACUAAAUCAUAUAGAUAAUCCAAACGCGAUUAAUCUGAAUAGAAAUCCAGCAUCAUCCAUUGCAAAACACUUAUUAAUGUCAGGUCACAAAAUCAAUCAACAUUAAUGACUGUUUCACAAUUAUUUCAUCACAUAACUCUAAUUCAAGGUUGGUUAUUGAAGGUGACGGAAGCACUUUGGAUUAAUCACAUACAGCCUAAACUGUGUGUACAAAAAACAAUAGACUUCAAUCUUCGCCUACCAUGGACUACAUGACCUAUCUAAAUAUAAUUGGUCAUUAGAAUGUACUUUUGUUUUUUUUAUUUAACUGAGUAAUUGUCAUGAACUUUAUUUUAUUAUUGUUAACCAUGUUAGUUGUAAAGCGGUUGUAAAGAAACUACGGAAUGAAGAUAUCAUCUCGCGAAAUUUGUCUUCUUAAUGC